GCCGCAGCCGCCGCCGCCGCCGCCGCCGCCGCCUGGCUCGUCGCGGCUCCGCCACAGGGGCAGGUGCGGAGGGGCUCCCGGUCCGGCCGCCGCCGCCGCCCCGCGCCGGGCCCGCGGCUCCCUCUAGCGCCGCCGAGGAGCCGCCGCGGCCGCCCGCGGAGGGCGGAGGAGCGGGGCUGAGCGCCGGAGGCUCGAGCGCCGGCGGGGUAGAGGGACGAGGGCAGAAUCACCAGCACUGGCUGAAGGUACCUUAACAUGGGGAAUCUUCUUAAAGUUUUGACAUGCACAGACCUUGAGCAGGGGCCAAAUUUUUUCCUUGAUUUUGAAAAUGCCCAGCCUACAGAGUCCGAGAAGGAAAUUUAUAAUCAGGUGAAUGUAGUGUUAAAAGAUGCAGAAGGCAUCUUGGAGGACUUGCAGUCAUACAGAGGAGCUGGCCAUGAAAUACGAGAGGCCAUCCAGCAUCCAGCAGAUGAGAAGUUACAAGAGAAGGCAUGGGGUGCGGUUGUCCCACUAGUAGGCAAAUUAAAGAAAUUUUAUGAAUUUUCUCAGAGGUUAGAAGCAGCAUUAAGAGGCCUUCUGGGAGCCUUGACAAGUACCCCAUACUCUCCCACCCAGCACCUAGAGCGAGAGCAGGCUCUCGCUAAGCAGUUCGCAGAAAUCCUUCACUUCACACUCCGGUUUGAUGAACUCAAGAUGACAAAUCCUGCCAUACAGAAUGAUUUCAGCUAUUAUAGAAGAACAUUGAGUCGAAUGCGGAUUAAUAACGUUCCAGCAGAAGGAGAAAAUGAAGUAAACAAUGAGCUGGCAAAUCGAAUGUCUUUGUUUUAUGCCGAGGCAACGCCGAUGCUGAAGACCUUAAGUGAUGCCACAACAAAGUUUGUAUCAGAGAAUAAGAACUUACCCAUAGAAAACACCACGGACUGUCUGAGCACCAUGGCCAGCGUGUGCAGAGUCAUGCUGGAAACGCCGGAAUACAGAAGCAGGUUUACAAACGAAGAGACCGUGUCGUUCUGCUUGAGGGUAAUGGUGGGCGUCAUCAUACUCUAUGACCAUGUACAUCCAGUGGGAGCAUUUGCUAAAACCUCAAAAAUUGAUAUGAAAGGUUGUAUCAAAGUUCUUAAGGACCAGCCUCCUAAUAGUGUAGAAGGUCUUCUCAAUGCUCUCAGGUACACAACAAAACAUUUGAACGAUGAGACUACCUCCAAGCAAAUCAAAUCCAUGCUGCAAUGACACUCCGGAGCGAGCGCCUGCGGUGACCGCGGAUGCAGUUUUUAGUGAUUGCAAUUACUCUCUCAUUUACUCCCGCUUUAUUUCUUUCUCUGUCCCUCUGCCCUCUUUUUUAAUCAUGUUCUUGUUCUUAAGACUUCUUUUCUGUGCCAAAAUCUGUCAAGCUAUACCCUGGAGGGGUUGCCUUUCAGACAGGCCGCCUGAGGCAGCUAAUCAUGCAUCGCAUUGGGGUCUCCACUGAGAGAAAUUCUGUGACUUGAACUAAAUAUUUUUAAAUGUGGAUUUUUUUUGAAAACUAAUAUUUAAUAUUGCUUCUCCUGCAUGGCGAAACUGCCUACUCUGCUAUUUAAAACCCUCAAUGACUUUAUUUUCUACUGCCGCUUUUUCCAUGUGCAGCCAAAUGAAAAUGUUUAAAUUAAUUGUGUUGUACAGAUGGUACCCAACACAAAAACUUUUUUUAAAUUAGUAAGACUGUUGUUUAAAGUUUUAAGUUUGCAUUUUGACCUUUUUGUAAGGAUGUAUGUUGUGUGUUUAACCUUUAUUAACUAACGUUAAAACUGUGAUGUGUGCGUAGAGUAUUACGUAUGCAUGUUCAUGUUUAAAGAAUGGCUGUUGAUAAAAUAAAAGUCAGCUUUCAUUUUUCUAA
Molecule: messenger RNA, 1873 nt
Organism: Pipistrellus kuhlii (Kuhl's pipistrelle)
Lineage: Eukaryota; Metazoa; Chordata; Mammalia; Chiroptera; Vespertilionidae
Gene: CYRIB
Product: CYFIP related Rac1 interactor B
Exons: 12
Coding region: 256-1230 (324 amino acids)
Biological process (GO): positive regulation of T cell activation; regulation of actin filament polymerization
Molecular function (GO): small GTPase binding
Source: RefSeq, a predicted model, not a curated record